Messenger RNA from Laccaria bicolor S238N-H82, 1065 nucleotides. RefSeq lists its product as uncharacterized. The record is from RefSeq and is a predicted model, not a curated record. Bases 1 to 1065 code for a protein of 354 amino acids. The transcript is spliced from 3 exons. Lineage: Eukaryota; Fungi; Basidiomycota; Agaricomycetes; Agaricales; Hydnangiaceae.
AUGAGCCCGACAAACAACCACAAACCUUCUGGUCGACCUAGUAUGGACGACGAUAUCACAUUUGGAGCUUCAGUAUGGGGCGCUAGCGAGCCUGUCGACCUUCAGAAAGCGUCACCCUCCAUCGCUCUUACCACCCAGGAAACCACCUUUGAUGACUUUGAUGAUUUCGGUCCAUCAGCAGAGGCUGCGAACGACGCAAGAGAUGACGACUUUGGUGAUUUUGGAGACGCCGAGUACUCAGCACAGGAAGGGUUUGGUGAAUCUAUUGAUUUUGAGGAGCAGACCCAGAUGGCUGGACCUUCGUCGUUGCGUCAAUGGAGACCACUCCGAUUAAACCCAUUCCCCGGUCGCCAGCAGAUAGAGGAAGAAAUCUAUGAAAUACUCGCACUGGAAUGGGAGAACGAGGAAAUAUCCUACAUCACUACAAAUGAGGGAAUUAGAGAAGUCGAAGGUAUUGGUCAAAUCUUGUUGACGCCAGAAAGCCGCCAGUUGUAUAAAAUGCUCUUGAAUACCCCACCACCAGUAAAGCCACCAAAUUGGACGCGUUCACGAAUUCGUCGCCAACAUCUAAUUGCUCUUGGAAUUCCUGUGAAUCUUGAUGAAGUCUUACCGCGACUCAAUGGCAAGCCGUUACCUCCUCUCGAAAUUCACACUCGACCCAUGUCGGCACCUCCUGGACAACGGAAUGUGCCACAUUCAAACAGCACGGGUCCUGUCUCACGGCCAAGUUCGAGAGCGGGAACGCCUCAACCGGGCCAGCAAAACAUGCUUGCGCAGUUUGGACCUAAACCUGAACUUGACAGGGCUAGGAUGUCGAAAUUGCUUGACGUAGACCGAGAAUCGUUGACCAUGCAACCUCUUGCCGCACUUGAAAGACACCUUGCUGAUCUUCGAAUGCAGACUGCAAACACAUCCAGUCUUUUGACAUAUCUUUUGCAAUCUCGAGAUGCGCUGCAGCAAGACUCGGAGACAUACAAUGGUCUUAUCGCAGAGCUUGUUGGGGAGGCACAGAAAAUUAAAUCAGGGAAGCCUAAGCGGACAAUGAGCAAACGAGGAACAUCGUAA